Sorghum bicolor (sorghum) is the source of this 1937-nucleotide messenger RNA. RefSeq names its product mitochondrial inner membrane protein OXA1. Gene Ontology annotation, cellular component: mitochondrial inner membrane. Gene Ontology annotation, biological process: mitochondrial respiratory chain complex IV assembly; protein insertion into mitochondrial inner membrane from matrix. Gene Ontology annotation, molecular function: membrane insertase activity. The transcript is spliced from 9 exons. The record is from RefSeq and is a predicted model, not a curated record. Bases 75 to 1337 code for a protein of 420 amino acids. NCBI's taxonomy places the organism in Eukaryota, Viridiplantae, Streptophyta, Magnoliopsida, Poales, Poaceae.
CGUCGUCGUCGUGAACAGCACAGCCGCGGCCCCGCGUCGCCUCCCUCUGCGCGCCGCCACGCACCAGCCCAGCCAUGGCGUUCGCCGCAAGGAGGAGCAUCGCCACCCGGCUCUCUCACCACCUCACCCGCCGCGUCCAUCCCUGCGUCCCGCACGCGCUUACCUCCCACUCCCACGACGAGCAAGCGAGCCCCUCGCCGCCGCUCCCACCACUUCACGCCCCGCUCCAGCAACGUUCUCGAGCGGCCCAAACCCUAGGCUUCCUCCCUUUCUCGCUCCACCUCGCGGGAUCAACCCGCCGCAGCUUCUCGUCCUCGUCCUCAGCCCCCGCCCCCAACCUCGAGGACGCACCAGCCGCCGAGGUCGAUGCCGCGGGCGUCCUUGCAGAUGCAGCGGAGGCGGCGGCGUCAGUGCCGGCGCCGUUCCCGGGAGAGGUAGCCGCCGCGGCUGCCGACUCGUUCCCCCCGGUUGCCGCACUUCAGCACAUUAUCGACGCCAUCCAUACCUUUACCGGGCUCAACUGGUGGGCGUGCAUCGCACUGACAACGCUUAUUAUCCGGAGCGCCACGAUCCCGUUGCUUGUGAACCAGUUGAAGGCCACGACGAAGCUAAGAGCAAUAAAUCCAGAGAUGGAAGCCAUUAAAGACCAGAUGAAUAGUAUGGAUCCAAAAUCAGCGCAGGAGGGACAAGCUAAAAUGAAAGCGCUGUUCAAAAAACAUGGUGUUAGUCCUUUUACUCCAAUGAAAGGACUCCUGAUCCAAGGGCCAAUGUUCAUGAGCUUUUACUUUGCCAUAUCAAACAUGGUUGAGAAAGUACCUUCAUUCAAAGGAGGUGGAGCAUUGUGGUUUACUGACCUGACGACUCCAGAUUCUCUUUACGUGUUGCCUGUGUUAACAGGACUGACCUUCUUGGUCACAGUGGAGCUUAAUUUGCAAGAAGGAAUGGAGGGAAAUCCUAUGGCCGGUAAAAUGAAGACAUUUUCUAGAGGAAUGGCAGUUUUGACAGUCCCAUUUACAAUGAAUUUUGCUAAGGCAAUUUUCUGUUACUGGAUCACAUCAAACAUAUUCACCCUGUUAUAUGGUAUUGUUAUCCGGCGGCCAGCUGUGAGGAAGUGGUUUAAUCUUCCUGCUUUGGAAGCUCAGCCUUCGCUCACGGCAAAGCCAAUCUUCAAUAUGUUUGGUGGAUCUAAGGCAAUACCAGCCGCAGAGUCACCGGUAGCAAUCGCAGGAGCCCAGCAAUCUGGUCUGGGCCAACCUGAUGCUGCUGCUCUUGGCUAUAAGGUAAAAAAUCUUGAAAAGAAAGUGAAAUCCAGGGGUAAAUCUCGGAAACAGAGGUAAAUUUUGGGCAUCUAUGCCCCAAAUGAGCAAGCUGUACUUUGACCAUUGGAAUGAUGGAUAUUUGAUUUGUCCUGAUAUGGUCCCAAAAGUCAGGUUUCGCAUUAGGAAGCUAUCUUUAUAGUUUUCGGCUGCUGUUGAUUUCAUUUUUUGGGGUGAAAUAAGCAACAUAAAUUUUGACUUAGUUUCAUAGUUGAUUAUACACAAAUGUAUUCCAGAUACUUGUAUGAUAGUUAAAACAUUGGGCAUUGGGGUUCAUCUCCCAAGGAUUGGUAUGAAAGAUAUGUUGAAGUUCAGGGACAGUCAGCCCCCAACAACUUUUGAGGCGCCAUUUGACAUUUUGUAGCAAUUGGCUAGGAGGUUAAAAUGAUAUUUCAUUGUAUUCACAUGCUUCCAGCAGCAGAUGCAAAAUGCAGUAUGGUUUUAGAUACUUUGAUCAUCAGAGUACCUGCGUCUUGUGCUUGCAUGUGUGCACAUGAUUCUGCAUAUAAUGGCCGAGUCAGGAUGUAAAAGUGAGCUGUGCAGAAUUUGUGGCCUGAAUAAAUGUUGAGUUUGUAUGUACUAAACUACCCUAAAAUAUCAUUUACUUGAAUUCUUGAGCGA